CUCUAAGCGAACGUAGCCAUGAUUGUAAAACGGCAGUAACAUGACAUACGCUUGAAACGUCAAACUAGUAUUAAACGUGUAAAUACAUUAAUGCGUUGAUCGAAUGUAUCGUUUUUCGUCAUACCAAUCAAUAUAAAACGAAUGAAUAGUAAUCGUCAUGAAUACGUAUGAUAGAAACAAUUCAGGAAUAUCGGGAAAUUCGUUUGAUCGCUGGAUACAGAAGUCAAAUGCACAAAAUGAUUCGCCAAUUAUUAAGAUGCAACAUCAAUAUUGGGUAACAAAACAAGCCUUAUCUCGUAAAUUAGGAAAAAAAGAAGAUGACUGCAUAGUUGCUUCAGAUGCAGAAUUGGAUGCCAAACUGGAAUUAUUUCGUAGUAUUCAAGAAUCCUGUUUCUAUUUGCAAAGAGUUAUUGAUAAAUAUCAAGAAAGAUUAUGCAAUCUUGCGCAAGAAGAAAAUGCUAUGGGCCGUUUUCUAAAAGAAGCUGGUAAACAAGAUAAAACAAGAGCUGGCAAAAUGAUGUUAGCUGUUGGAAAAUCUUUGUCUUAUUCUGGACAACAAAGACUCGCUCUAAGAGUACCAUUGGGAAGGUUAUAUCAAGAGGUUGAAACAUUUAGACAAAGAGCUAUAGAAGAUACAUUGCAAAAUGUUCAGUCAAUGGAAAAAGCACGGACAGAAUAUCGAGCUGCAUUAUCAUGGAUGAAGAACAUUUCUCAAGAAUUGGAUCCGGAUACCUCUAAACAAUUGGAGAGAUUUCGAAAGGUUCAAACACGUGUCAGACAAGGGAAACUAGCAUUUGAUAACUUGGCUUUGGACUGCCUACAGAAAGUAGAUUUGUUAGCUGCUGCCAGAUGUAAUAUGUUUAGCCAUGCCUUAGUUUUAUAUCAAAGUACUCUGCUUAAUUUUACUAAAAAAUCUGCACAAGCUUAUUCUACAAUAGCGAAUAGCUUCAAAGGCUAUCAAAGAUACGAUUUUAUGGUUGUAAGAGAACUUGCAGAAACCUCUUCUAAAUUGGCACAGGAAACUGGUGGGGAUGAUGAUCCUGAUAAUAAAGAUAAAUUAUUAUUUUUUGAAACGGAUUAUCAUGAUAAUGUUGAAGAAGCUGAAGAGAUAAAACCAAUUACAGAAUGUACAGAUAAACAAAAUGAGAAACUCUUAGAUAUCGAAUCUGACCCGAAAGAUGUAUUGGAGUCAAAAGAUUUAAAUACUAGUUCAACCAAAAAUGGAAUAGUAGAACAUCUUAAUAGCGAACAUAACAGAGAACUCGAUCAAUUUUUUGGAGAUUUGAACCUUGAAAUAAAUAAAUCUAUAAAUGAUAGCAAACAAAAAAUAGACAAAAUAAAUGUGAAAACUCAUUUAGAUAUAGAUAAAAGUUUGUCAGAUCUGGAUUUGGCAAUGGAUGUAUUUGAUAUAUGCGAUACAGGUUUUAACUUAACAGACUUUUCUUCUACAGUAUCAGAAAACCAAAGCACCCAGAGCACUCAACCAUUACAAUUAUUGACUUCAGAAAAUGCUGCAUUUUUAAAUGACAUUAUUAAUGACAAAGAUGAAAGUAGUAACUCAAAUGAGUGGGAUGCUAUAUUAAAUGAUACCUUUUUGCCACCAAAUAUAUUAAAACAAAGUUUAGGUGAUGCAACACUUGGUGUUGGACAGAAGGAUAUGCAACUUACAAAUACAGAUGAUAAGUACAUUUAUUUUUGCAGAAAAAAAACAGGGUUGGAAAGGGCAAAGGUAAUUCAUGGUUAGAUUUAUUUGCAGAACUCGAUCCACUAGCUAAUAAUCCAAUGGAAAGCUUGGGUAAUGAUGGAGAUGCACCUGUAUAAUCUGUAUGACGUUGAUAUGAUAUUGUCACAACAUGAUUAGUUGCAUAAACAGGACAAAGAAUGAUGCUUUAUUUUUCAUUAUGCAUACUGAGUGUUGAUGAAAUAUUCAUCCAUUAUCAACAUUACGUGAUUGCAUAAAUCUAUACCUGCAUUUAAGCUAUUCAAAAUAAUUAAAAAUAUAAUUAAAUUUAUAUAUUUUAAGAGUAUGGUUUAAACAUAACCAUGAUAAAGAGAUAUAUUUCCAUUUCAUAAAUUUUUCAUACAAGCUCUCUACCAAAGAUACAAGCUCCAAACAUGUAUUAAGGUCUACUAGUCAAAUAUUUAUUUAAAAUAUAUGAAAAAAAUUUUGUUCUCACGAUAAUAAAAUGUAUUAUGUGAUUACUAUGUAAAGAUUAUAGUACAAUUUGCCAGAAGAUGCACUGAAACAUCGAAUGUAUAUAAGCACUCUCAUAUUUUCUUGUAUUUGUAAUGUUUCUAAAUGUUUGAUUCUCCUUAUUGCAAUCGAGAACUCGGAUUAAAAACUAUUUUAUUUGAAAGGUACUCGGAAGGUACCAAGCAGCAUUCAUACCUUCUCUCCUAUACGUAAAGUAUAUGUUCAUUCUCUAAGAUAAUUCUUUUUCUUUAAAUAAAAUAAAUAUAGUGUAAAUAAGCUACAAGCUCAGGCUUAGAAAUAUUGUUUUCACCUUAUUUCAGUAGGUUUAAGAUGCUUAUGUAUUAACAAAAGCACAGGAUCACAGUAUUAAUUCUACAUCAAAUAAUAUCAUUCAAAUAAAAAAUUCACAAAUUCAAAAUCUAACCUUCGUCAUUAACAUGAUCAAUGUUCAUGCAUCAUAGAAUUGUGCCAUGGCAGUUUUUACUCUGGAAUAAAAAUAAUAAUAACGUUAAAACUUCAUUAUAUAUGUUAUAUUGCAUGCUCUAUGUUUUUAAUAUACAUGUGUAAUGACUUUUAAUAUAGAAAAAGUAAAAAAUAAAUAGCAACAUACUUAUCAAAUAGUUGAGAAUCUUUCGUGUGACGUAAUUGUUGAAGAAUACGAUAAAGGCCUAAUUCUUUUAAACGUGCUUGACGUUGUGCUGCUCCAGGUUCUUCUCUCCACACUAAAUUGCACACGCAAAAAAUUGCUGCAACUUGUAGCUUUACAUUGCUAUGCAUCUAUGAUAAUGAAAUAUAUAAUAAAAGAUUCGGUAAUAUAUACAGUUAUUUACAUUACUAAUUAGUUAUUAGAAUACUAAUUAGUCUCUCUUAAUAUAUACAAAACGACUAAUAUUUACCAUGUAAUCCAUUAGCUUCUUUAAAACAUCCUCAUUAGCCAUUAUAUGAUCUCUGGCGCGAUCACCGUCAGCUACAUUUGCCAAAAUACAGAGAGCUUGUUCCUUUACAUCUGCUGGGUGUUCUGGAUCUUCUAAUACUAAUAUAACUGCUUGCAUAAAAUGAGCUGCAUGUUCACCCAUUAUACGAUCUAUGUGUGCUUUUGUAGAAAGCAAAUUUCGUAACAAACCAAGCGUCUUCAUUAAAACUGCUAAUUCUGGAUCAGCCAAAAGACGAAAGAUUUGGUCAGUGCCUAAGCAAGAUAAUAUUUGUGACUUCACACGUUGUUCCGCUUGAAAAGCAACAUUCAUCAAAGCCCAAAUGCCAUUUAAUCGUAAUGCUGGAUCGGGUCGUUUGGUAAGAGAACACAAUAGUUCUACUCCGCCAGAUUCAAGAAUUGGUUCUUUGCUUGGACUGAAUUCUAAUAAUAAAUUACACAAAGUGCUUGAGGCAACAGUCAAUAAAUCAUCUUCACUUUCUGUUCUACCUAUGAAGAAAUGAUAACAAAAUCAUAUUGGAUCAGUAAAUUGUAUGCAUUGUAUAUUUAUUUAUCAUUACCAACAAUAAUAUGAUACCUUCCAACCCUUUAUCUGCACCAUGAAGUAAUUGCAUGAGGGGCCUCCAAACUGCAUGAUCUUGAAACGUUGUGCGAAGCUGUUGCACACUUCUAGAAAGAGAAUGUAAACAUCUAACUGCAGCUAAACGAACUCGAGGACCACCAGGAUCUUGUAAACCAGAAACAACUUGUUCCAUUAAACUCUCCGUUUCUAUGAUGCGUUUUCGAAUGUCUUCAUCAUUAGCACCAAGAGAAGCAAAAGCUCUAAAUGCAGCUUGGCGCAUAUCUUGUGUUAAUGUCGCAUCUUGAACCUAUAAAUAAGAAUAAUAAAAUAAAUUUUGUGUUAAAUAAAGCAAUUAAAUUCAUAGAUAUUUAAA
Vespula vulgaris is the source of this 4060-nucleotide messenger RNA. RefSeq names its product islet cell autoantigen 1 (gene ICA69). The transcript has 6 exons. Bases 158 to 1744 code for a protein of 528 amino acids. Gene Ontology annotation, cellular component: Golgi apparatus. Gene Ontology annotation, molecular function: protein domain specific binding. The record is from RefSeq and is a predicted model, not a curated record. Lineage: Eukaryota; Metazoa; Arthropoda; Insecta; Hymenoptera; Vespidae. Gene Ontology annotation, biological process: regulation of transport.